UGAUAAGUGAACUAGUGACACGGACUAUAAAAGCCUGUGUCCGCUGACCAAGAGGGAACAAGAGGAGGAAACUAAGACGGACAAAUUGUAGCAUCUUUUAAAACUUGAGCAGACUCAACAGGUUGCAACAGAACUCUCCCAACAGCAAAACACAUCAGAAAAAAAACAAGGAAACCAGAAGGAUUUGAAAACACUGAUCAGAUCUGAGGUGGAGCACAGCUGACCCGACCCACUGGUGCAGCGCAGACACAGCAGGCUCCUUCUGUUAGGUUCAGGACAAGUGAAAAUGCUCUGGAGACUGACUCUUGCCGUGGCUGUGGUGUGUGUCAGUGGCAUAUGCGACUGCGUUACUGCUGAUGUAAUGAGCAGACUGAUCGUACCGAGGGACUACGGGGUGAAACUGUGCGGGAGAGAGUUCAUCAGAGCAGUCAUUUUUACCUGCGGAGGAUCCCGGUGGAAACGGUCCACAGACGGGGACUUAGACCCUUUCCAUUGGAGUCCUCGCAGCGAUGUCACAGUGGAAGACAACCAGCACACCUGGCAAAGUGGGGCAGAGCUCCCAGAUAACCGCUCUCCUCUCCAUAUUGCUUCCUCUUACUCCCUGGCAGACCUCCUGGCUCUUUACGGGGCCAUAGGAGAGAGGCAGCACCAGCAGUUGCUGAGUGACCCGGUCCUGCUGGAGAAAUCUCAGCCAUCCACAGUUUUAGGUGAGCAAGACGGUAGUCCAGCGGCAGCUGACUGGCCCAUACCAAGUAAGAAGAAGAGGAACUUUUCUCUGGGUGUGGCAGGGAUGUGCUGUAACCAGGGCUGUACCAAGAAUGAUAUUGGACGCUUGUGCUAAAGCCGGGAAGGGAGGAGGAAGAGGAGAAGGGUUGGCUGAUGGCAGAGGGGUCGUGACAUGAAGGUGGUGUGAUGGACAAUUAUAGACAGUUGAGGAAAGAUGUAGGAGGUAAAAGAGGGAGGAGAGCAAGUUCACAUCUGCUGUUUAAUAGGCUGUAGUAAGCUAUUUAUGUCUAAUUGCACACGUCACUCCAACUUCAAGUCUCUGUCAUAUUUUAUUUAUUCUUAUUUCAUAUUUUGUUAAAAAUGAAAAUAAUCUGUUCUGUGUGUACUUUGUCACCCUUAAGCAUCCUUGACAAUAAAUUUUAAAUACUGUGUUAAU
Molecule: messenger RNA, 1162 nt
Organism: Seriola aureovittata
Lineage: Eukaryota; Metazoa; Chordata; Actinopteri; Carangiformes; Carangidae
Gene: rln1
Product: relaxin 1
Exons: 2
Coding region: 287-841 (184 amino acids)
Cellular component (GO): extracellular region
Molecular function (GO): hormone activity
Source: RefSeq, a predicted model, not a curated record